AUGGCAGGGACCCUUGAGGGCAAAACCGCCCUGAUCACCGGCGCCGCCAGCGGAAUCGGCAAAGCCACCGCCCACAAAUUGGACAGUCUCGGCGCCACCCUGAUCUUAUCUGAUAUCAACGAAGAUGCCCUGCAGCAGCUCCAAUCCGAGCUAUCCAGCAGCCCUCGCGCCUCGUCCCACAUCUACCGCCCCUGCGACGUCUCCAUCAGCACAGACUGCACCCGUCUCACCCAGGCCGUGAAGUCCUCCUUCGAACGCCUCGACUUCCUGUUCAACUGCGCCGGGAUCAACCCCACGAAUAUCCCCAUCCUCGAAACCACCGAGGACUACUUCACCAAGCUGGUAGACGUCAACCUCCGCGGCACCUUCAACAUGUGUCGCGCCUGCGUGCCCCUUAUGCAGAAGGGAUCUGUGAUGGUGAAUGUCUCCAGUGUGUGCGGUCUCAAGGGGUACCCGGGGUACUCGGUCUACUGUGCGACCAAGUUCGGGAUUAUCGGGUUCACGAAAGCGCUGGCCGCGGAGCUGGGACCCCAAGGCAUUCGGGUGAAUGCCGUUGCGCCGGGGCAUACCAAUACGCCGACGAUGGUGGGGAAUGUAGCUGGUGGGGAUGCAAAUGCGCGCAUCGUCAAGGAGGUCCCGUUGGGGCGGUUGGGGGAGCCCCGUGAGGUGGCCGAUGUUGUGGCCUUCUUGUUUAGUGAGGGAGCGUCGUACAUGUCGGGCAGUGUGGUCGAGAUCACUGGGGGCGUGGUUUAG
This is a messenger RNA of Aspergillus japonicus CBS 114.51, 753 nucleotides long. Its product is annotated as SDR family NAD(P)-dependent oxidoreductase. NCBI's taxonomy places the organism in Eukaryota, Fungi, Ascomycota, Eurotiomycetes, Eurotiales, Aspergillaceae. The transcript has 2 exons. Gene Ontology annotation, molecular function: oxidoreductase activity, acting on the CH-OH group of donors, NAD or NADP as acceptor. The coding region runs from base 1 to 753 and encodes 250 amino acids. The record is from RefSeq and is a predicted model, not a curated record.